Anneissia japonica is the source of this 1179-nucleotide messenger RNA. RefSeq names its product cell adhesion molecule 2-like. Bases 1 to 1179 code for a protein of 392 amino acids. NCBI's taxonomy places the organism in Eukaryota, Metazoa, Echinodermata, Crinoidea, Comatulida, Comatulidae. The record is from RefSeq and is a predicted model, not a curated record. The transcript has a single exon.
AUGUUUCGAAUGCUAACUUUUUGUUUUGCUUUGCUAAACAUUAACUGUAUUGUAAACGUUUAUGCUGUUGAAUUCAGAGAAGAACCAAAGAGUGCUGUAGUAACUGCUGGUGAAGACAAACCUUUUAUUUGUACUGUUAGUGAUAUGCGCGACGAACAUCAAUUUGCCUGGUACAAAGGGAACACACAGUUGACACAUGGAGAAAAUGUUAUUACAUCACUGUUAAGUGAACGGUUAUUUGUUACACAACUAGAAACAUAUUCAGGGACUAUGUCGAUUUUGACGAUCAAUGAUGUGAUAUCAAGUGACAGUGGUUCUUAUACUUGCGCUAUUUUGAACUCCGGUGGAAGGUCUCUCCGUCGUUCAGAAGCAGCACAACUAAUUGUUCAUUCAUUGCCUGGAUCACAAUACCCUUUAUGUUCUGUUUCUAAGACCAUCGCUGUUGUCGGUUCAAACACCACAUUAACUUGCAAAUCAGAAAGUGUUCAGCCCCCAGUGGAUUUAUUCUGGACAGAAAACAACAAAAUUAUCAGAGAUGGAAUAAAUACUCUGGAAACAGUGAAUGGAGUUAUAAACGAAUUUACACUACUCCUGACUAAAGAAAAUCAUGGUAUGAAAUUCAUAUGUAAACAAAUAUCAGAUUUCAUGCCUAGUAACCACUCUUCCUGUUCUGUAGGACCUUUAAAUGUCCGUUACAGACCCUAUGUAAAAAUUCAACACACAAGCCCCGUGCUGCCAGCUAUUGAAACUGUCAUAUUUUGUCAAACAUUUGCAAAUCCACCAGUUGACAGUUACAAGUGGACGUUCUACCCCCAAAUCGAAGGUAGCGAAUACAUGGUGGAUAUCACAGGGCAAGUAUUAACAAUUUUGAAACCAACCUUACAACAGAGUGGGACAAAUGUAACGUGUACUGCUAGAAAUCAAGUCGGAAAAUCUUCGUCAUCUAUACAAUUACUAGUAGCACUUAGUGAUGUAAACCAAGGUGAACAUACAACUGGAAAAUCUAUUCACAAGACAAAGUCUGAAAAUGAAGGGAAAAUUCAUUUAUCGUUAGAUGUUGUCAUCAUUAUCGUUGCUGGUGUUGUUAUUAUCGUUAUACUUGUUGUUCUGGUUCCCGUCUAUCAUUAUUGUUUGUGUCGUAAAAUAACACUACGACAGUUAAUUAUUCAGGAAAUAUAG